AUGGCCACUCCUCACCAUCACUCCUCAUCUCCCGUCAUGACUCUAUCGGAAGAAGAAAUUGCUGACAUUCCCGAACCAACAACAACAACAAGUCAUACCACUCAGUCUUUAUUCAAUCCUUCUCUGGAUCGAUAUCCAUAUUGUAUUGUAUGGACUCCAAUUCCUCUCAUCACAUGGCUACUUCCAUUUAUAGGUCAUAUGGGUAUUGCUACUUCACAAGGUGUUAUUCAUGAUUUUGCAGGUCCAUAUUACAUUAGUGUUGAUGAUUUUGCUUUUGGUAAACCUACUCGAUAUCUUGCUCUUGAAUCAAAUUUAAAUUCAGAACAAUUAUCAAGAUUUGAUUCAGUGAUUAAGAAUGGAGCGAAAUGUUAUCGAUCCAAAAUGUAUAAUUUCUUUUGUCAAAAUUGUCAUCAUUAUACUGUACAUUGUUUAAAUGAUUUGAAAUUUAGAAGAAAUAGAAAUAUUGGUAUUGUUGAAAUAGCCUUUUUAAUGUUUAUUUAUGGAAAGUAUGUGAAUGGACCUGUUGGAUUUCUCAAAACAUGGCUACCCUUUUUCAUUGUGUUUGGAUUGAUAUUAUUCAUCUUUUUAAAAUUGACUCGAUUAUUUUAA
Messenger RNA from Naegleria lovaniensis, 609 nucleotides. RefSeq lists its product as uncharacterized. The transcript is spliced from 2 exons. Lineage: Eukaryota; Heterolobosea; Eutetramitea; Acrasida; Naegleriidae. The record is from RefSeq and is a predicted model, not a curated record. Bases 1 to 609 code for a protein of 202 amino acids.